AUGGCGCCCGACACGAGCACACGUCCACGAGCGGAUCGUGGCAAAGGAAAGCAGGAUCAACAACCUGGCAAGCCUUACCACAAGAGAGGACAACCGGAUCGGUCAGCUCCGACGCCUUCGCAACGACCCCACUUUGCCGCGCGGGGCGACCGACCACCUCGACCCCAACCGGGGCCAUCCCCGUCGCCUGCAUUCCAACGUCCGAACCGACCUCGACCUCCCUUGCCCGCCCAAGGAUCAGCUCCCAAGCCCACGCCUUCCUCACUGACGAUCAAGGACCAGACGCUCAGCUCACCCCCGCAAUUGGACGCCCAUCCCCGGCUCGCCAGGCUCGAAUUGACCUCGUGUCAGGGGCUCGGUUCGCUCGCCUUCCUUCGUUCGGCGAGGCAUACGUUGGCCAAUCUCAAUCUCAGCGGUACACCCUUGCCUGAUUCGAAUGCGUGGGAGCCCGUCAGGGAGCUGUCGACGCUCAUUGGUCAAUCUCCAUCACUCUCAAAGGUCACCUCCAUGGGUAGGAAGAGCUGAUGGUUGUCGAUGUGCACGAAACAGUCCUCAACGUAUCCAAUUGUGGAUUGAAACAAGUUCCCUCGGUGAUCGAAUCGCUCGUCUCGCUCAAGGCGCUCGUCCUCUCCCACAACCACCUCACGACCUUGGAUCACGUGAAGCGUUUACCUCAGCUCAACACAUUAGGUCCGUGCAAAAAGCUGUGGCCAGAGUCUGGUGGUCGUGUUUGCUCAACACUGACACGUCUCUCCCUCCUUAUACCUUUCAGUGGUCUCCUACAACUCACUCACCUCCCUUCCUUCAGCGGACCUCUCCUCCCUCGGACAACUCAAGAAAUUAUCCGCGUCGCACAACCUACUCACCUCGACCUCCUUACCCGAUCUCUCGAAUCUCACCCACCUCCGAGAAGUCCGUCUCUCCAACAACCCCAAACUCGCACAGCUUCCUCUCCACUUUAUCGCAUGGGGCCAUGCGCCCCUCCGGGAGAAGAGGGACGAAGAAGCCGAUGCUCAGACUGCCGAAGCAGAACCGAGGCGAGUUGCUGGAAAGCAGGGUUUGGAAGUGGUCGACCUGGGCAGUUGCGGGUUCGAGGAUUGGUUCGGCUUGAAGGAGUUGGCCAAACAUCCGAUUGUGAAUUUGGUGCUCAAGGGGAAUAAGGUUGUCGAUGAGUUGGUGGAGGAGGAGGGGUUCGAGGCGUAUAGGACAAGGGUUCGUGCUCGAACCGGGCCCUCGCGCCGUAACCCCCUUUACGCAGCUGUGCUCAUAUGCCCUUUUGACUCUCAGUUGACCACGCUGCUCUCGGACCUCAAGAUCCUCGACAACGUGCGCUUCGACGCCAAGUUCGUCGAACUGAAACAGAAGCGCGAACAACGCACGCCACAACAACGCGUCUUGGAUGCCGGUCCAAUGGGGUUAGCGAUCAACGCCAAGAAGGAGAAACCGGUCGAUAUCCCUAAAAUGAUGCUGGAUGAGUUGGAGAGGGAGAAGGAGAUGAGGAGGCGGAGGAAGGGGUUGGAGAGGAAGAGGAAGUUGAUGGGGGAGACCGAAGGGGAGGGUGGGGACGAGGGCCAGAAGGAUGAGGGGGCAGAGGCGCAGGAGGAGAAAGAAACAGAGGAGGAGGCAAAGGUCGAAGUUGUCGAAGCGGUACAGCAGAGGCGGAAGCGUGGGCGAGAUGCAAAGCGACUUGGACUGAAAAAGGAUAUCGGCAAGACUGCUUCGGGCGAGGUGAACAAGCCUACAGUGUCGGCUAAAGAGAUACCGGCGGUGGAAGACAAGGAGGAAAAGGCGGACGGGGAACCUGCCAAGAAGAAGAAGAAAACCAAGAAGGGUGGCGCACUGGACGCGCUCAAGGGCGACAGUAGCGAAGUCGUGGCCGGAGCAAAGUCUUCCUCGACACCAACAGAGGCAGCGAAGCAAAAAGAAACGCACGUCGCGGAGAACGAGGACCCACCCAAGAAGGAAAAGACAUCGGUACUCAAGGUUAUUGAGGUCAAGAAGGGCAAGAAGGAGGCCAAGGCCAAGGCGGUCGAUGUCGAAGAUUUGCUCGGGUUGGCGAAGGCACCCGAAGCGAGUUUGUUUGGUGCGGGAUGGGAUUGA
Molecule: messenger RNA, 2100 nt
Organism: Microbotryum saponariae
Lineage: Eukaryota; Fungi; Basidiomycota; Microbotryomycetes; Microbotryales; Microbotryaceae
Source: the annotation of a GenBank genome assembly